AUGAGCGGUCUAGAGAGUGCUGCAGAGCAGCAUACCAACGAGUUGCCGCUUCCCCGGAGGACGUUGCGCAAAGGUACUCGCAGUUGUGCAGAAUGCAAGAGGCGCAAGACGCGAUGUUUUUUUGAACGCCCAACGGAUAGUGUGUGUGUCCUGUGCCAGCGACGUGGAAUGCCAUGUUUCGGCCAGGAGUAUAUGGAUGUUCCCUUGUCUAAUACUGAGACGGACCACAAUCUAGUCGAGAGACUCAAAAGAGCAGAACAGAUACUUGGCGCCAUCUCCAAGGACAUUUCGCGGGAUGUCCGAGGAUCUCAAUCCGAUGGAUCUGGAAAACAGUCACUUCUACCGCGGGAAUCGGCGCAAGACCAGGUCAUACGUGAGGCCCAGCACCACACGAACAACAGCGAUGCCGCCACAGUUGACGCUAAUAUCACCGACACUACAAGGAUGCCAUUUCGACACGACCCGGCUCCGAUACCCUCGCCGCUUUUAAGAGCAGAUCCCACUAGUAAUAAUAACUUUAAUUUCGAUUAUUCCGAUUUAUGCAACACUCUUCAUUUAGCCUUACCAUCCCAGAGAGAUGCCGAUAUCCUUUUCGGGGGUGGUCGCUCGACAAUCUUUGUGCAAGCACUCUACAGUCAUUACGGCGAAUUAUUCCACGAAGGAAAGAUCGUGUCCUCUACAACGCUGGCUGUUCUUCCUGCUGUCACAGCUCACCCGGUUCUUCUCGCGAGGAAGCUGCUCCAGCUUGCGCUCUGCGUACAGCAGCUUGAUUCUUUGUUCGACCAAAGUGUACUAAGCUUGGGUUGUUCUCCAAGUACGGCCAUGAAUAAGUAUCAUGGUCUUGCCUCCAGCCUGGUAACCUGCCAUGAGGAGUCACUUGACUCUAUCGAAGGCCUCGAGUGCCUUCUUUACGAAGGAGUCUAUCUGGUCAACUGUGGCAAUCUCCGCCGAGCACUGCCAUGCCUUCGCCGCGCCUCGACGUUAGCCCAAUUGAUGGGUAUGCAUCGCAAGGUUCCAUACAAAUCAUUGAAGCAACUCGACCCAGCAACCAGUGUCUCUGCUCCUGUAAUAUGGGCGCAUAUCACAUAUCUUGAGCGCUACCUAUCCCUUCUUCUUGGAAUGCCCACCGCUAUUCCACGCUUUCGAUUUACGUCGGACUGCGUGUCAGUUGGAGAUACUAGCACAGAUUGGUUUGAGAAGAAGCAAAUGGAGAUAUUUGAACGGCUGAUUGAGAGAAACCAGGACGGUGACUACGAUGAUAUUGCGAUUACCCAGAAGAUUGACCUGGACAUGACCAAGAUGGCAAACACCGUACCUGAAAAAUGGUGGUCAAUGGAUCUCACUCAAAGCACGAACCAAGAAGAAUUGAUGUUGAAGAUGAUCAGUGCACAACUGCAAAUCAUUCAUUAUAACCUUCUCACGGUCCUACAUCUGCCGUAUCUCUUGCGGAAUGGAGACGAUAGCAGACUCGACUACAGCAAGACAACUUGUCUCUACGCAAGUAGAGAAGUUCUCACCAGAUUUAUUGCCUUCCGUUCCGUAGUGAAUAUAGUGUUUUGCUGCCGCCCCGUCGACUUUUGCGCAUUAACGGCCUCCUUGACACUUCUAUUGGCCUAUUUGACUAGCCACAAGCGGAAGCCAGGGUGGAUGCUAACCCAUCAGCGUGUGGGCGACCGAGCGCUCAUAGAGACGGCGAUGGAGACGAUGGACGAACUUAAUCGUAUUAAUAACGACGAAUUGUCUCUGAAGACUGCAGAGCUGACGAGAAAACUAUUGGAUCUAGAGGCAGAAUGUGCUAGGGGAGGCCAGACGUACAACAGCAGCAUCCAGACAGAUCACGAUCACACCGUUGGAGGCGAGGAUUAUUCGAUCCACCUAAAGGUCCCAUAUUUCGGGUCCAUUAAACUUGCCUAUGACCUCUCCUCUUCGCCGCAAUUCUUUGAUUCAGCGUCGACAUCUUUUAAUCUUCCCAUGAGUCAUUAUUCUACACUCUCGAAUGCUGUACAUGGCUCAAUGGUUCCACACAUAGGCUCCCAGGGAGACGACACAUCGCAAUCGUCGCAAUCAGUGCAAUCGGUGCAAUCGGUGCAACCACCACAGCAUAUCCAUGCUUCUAACGGACAGCUUUCCUGGCAAUUGAACCAGCCGUCCUUCACCUUCUCAUGGGAGGAUUUCUCUCAAUUUGACACAGAGAUGCCAGACCUUAUGGCUACUGCAGAAGACUGGGCAUUCCAGGGUGUAGAUUCCACAUUCUUUGAUACUUUGGUCAACGGCAAUGUCAUCGGUCAGGCUAUCGACAAUCAAAAUUGGGAUUCUUAUAUAUUUUCUCGUUAG
Messenger RNA from Talaromyces marneffei, 2334 nucleotides. RefSeq lists its product as uncharacterized. Gene Ontology annotation, biological process: regulation of DNA-templated transcription. The transcript is spliced from 3 exons. Gene Ontology annotation, molecular function: DNA-binding transcription factor activity, RNA polymerase II-specific; zinc ion binding. Bases 1 to 2334 code for a protein of 777 amino acids. Lineage: Eukaryota; Fungi; Ascomycota; Eurotiomycetes; Eurotiales; Trichocomaceae. The record is from RefSeq and is a predicted model, not a curated record.